Molecule: messenger RNA, 4054 nt
Organism: Hippocampus zosterae (dwarf seahorse)
Lineage: Eukaryota; Metazoa; Chordata; Actinopteri; Syngnathiformes; Syngnathidae
Gene: pskh1
Product: protein serine kinase H1
Exons: 4
Coding region: 1009-2313 (434 amino acids)
Biological process (GO): protein phosphorylation
Molecular function (GO): ATP binding; protein kinase activity
Source: RefSeq, a predicted model, not a curated record
UUGGCGACGACGUCGUCCGAAAAUAUUUUAAUUUGAAAAUAUAAAGCGGAAAGUUUGAUUGAGUGCGUUUGUGCCUAUCCUGGCUAAAAGAAGGUGGUCCUGCCCGACAAACACCGACCUGAAAAACAUCCGACGAGGAAAGUUUGCAAAGUCUAAUGAUAACUUUAAACUUGACAACGUAUACGAAGGACGCUGUCAAACGCGGAUUUCAGUCAGACCGUUGUUCUGACAGUGUUGAGGAGUUUUGACGCUUUCAUUUUGAGGAUAGAAUUUUAAAAAAUCCCAAGUUGAAAAUGGAGAGGCCAGCUGAGUGAUAGUGGGAUGAGGAGGCUGGAUUUGGCAAAUUUGGGAGUCCUGCCCUGCUGCUAGCAUGCUAGUUAGCCUGCUCAACUUCGCCAUCGCUAUUCAGCACGAUUAAAGUUUGCCUUUGAAGAUACUGAUUUUGACCUUGCACCCUCUUCCGAUGGAGUAAAGUAAUGCAUACUUUCAGUGGGAACUCUCACCGAAGUUUGCACUUGCCCAAAAGGCAACUCCUCUCAAGUUUAAUUUUGGAUCCUGCAGGGCGUUGAUCCCUCCUAUUGUCAGUGGAUUUUGUGUCCCAAGCUUCCCUGCUAACCCACACAAUUUGAUCUGACAUGCUCAAACAAUUCGGUUGUCUGUUGUAGACUUCAGAUAUAGUCUUUGGGGACAAUGACUGGGUGCAAGUAUUUCAACAAAAGUGGUUGAUUGUGACAUGAAUUGAUAAGAUAUUACCUGGAGGGGGGAGACCAACAUGUUUGUGAUAUUGCAGGAAUGAUAUUGUGGACGUUUUGCAUUAGUGGAUGGAUCUGAUGCAUUCAAGAUCAGAUCAGACUGCUGAUGCCAGCUGAUUGGGACUCCAACUCGAUUCAUGAUCCCUCUGUAUGAGUCGGGAAGCAGCUUGGACGACGCAGAGUCGGCUGAUGCUGUGAUGAAGCAGGGCUCUUGGUGGCCUGCGUGGCUGGCUGGGCUGAGUCCCCGAGUUAUGUGAUGGGGUGCAGGAACAGUAAGGUCCUCCCUGAGCCUCCAGGGGACGUUCAGUUGGACCUGGUCAAAAAGGUGGAUCCACCCUGUCAAACAGACAUCUAUAAGCACUUCAUUCGAGGAGAUGGUACGGCCAGCAAGAUUGGCGAGGCUGGUGGUGGGGUUGGCGACAAGGCAGGCUCCACCCUCCCAUCUCUUUCUCAGGCACAGGCUUCCACUCCUGUCGCUUCCACCCAAACUCCUAAGAACCCAUCUGAGGUGUCAGACCCUCAACGGAAAAAGGUGGCCAAAUAUCGAGCCAAGUUUGACCCACGAGUCACAGCCAAGUACGACAUCAAAGCUUUAAUAGGUCGGGGGAGUUUUAGCCGGGUUGUCCGUGUGGAGCACAAGAGCACUCGGCAGCCAUACGCCAUAAAGAUGAUUGAGACCCGGUACAGGGAAGGAAGGGAGGUCUGCGAGUCCGAACUGUGCGUUCUUCGAAGGGUUCGCCACACCAAUAUAAUCCAGCUCAUGGAGGUCUUUGAGACGGCCGAGCGCGUUUACAUGGUGAUGGAGCUGGCCACCGGAGGAGAACUGUUCGACCGCAUCAUUGCUCGCGGCUCCUUUACGGAGCGAGAUGCCACCCGGGUACUGCAGAUGGUGCUGGAUGGUGUCAAAUAUCUCCACACUUUGGGGAUCACGCACCGAGACCUGAAACCCGAAAACCUGCUGUACUACCACCCCGGCGCCGACUCGAAGAUCAUCAUCACCGACUUUGGUUUGGCCAAUAGCAGGAAGAAGGGAGACGAGUGUCUGAUGAAGACCACCUGCGGCACACCUGAGUACAUAGCUCCUGAGAUCCUGGUGAGGAAGCCCUACACGAAUGCUGUCGACAUGUGGGCGUUGGGUGUGAUCUCAUACAUCCUGCUGAGUGGAACCAUGCCCUUUGAAGAUGACAACCGUAUGAGGCUAUACCGGCAAAUCCUCAAGGGAAAGUACAGCUUCUCUGGAGAGCCGUGGCCCAGUGUGUCAAACCUUGCCAAAGACUUUGUCGAGCGGAUCCUGACGGUGGAUCCGAGUGCGCGACUGAGUGCCGGCCAAGCUCUCAAGCACCCCUGGAUCGUCAGCAUGGCUGCUGCCUCCUCCAUGAAAAACCUCCAACGCUGUAUAUCUCAGAACCUGCUGAAGCGGGCGUCAUCUCGUUGCCACAGCACCAAGUCGGCCCAGUCCACACGCUCCAGUCGCUCGACCAAAUCCAACAAAGCUCGCCGCGUUCGGGAAAAGGAGCUGCGUGAGUUGAACAGACGCUAUCAGCAGCAGUACAAUGGCUGAGGCCUAACUUACUGGGGAGACUGAAAAAGCCCAAAUACUGUCGCUAUUCCUGCCCCCAGAAUGAGACUCGGAGAACAAACGGAUGGUUCAAAAACCUUGUCAACCAGUAAACUUUGAGAAAGUACCUGCUGCAAGCAAGACUGUAGAAUAAAUACAAAAUGAGAAUCACUGAACCCGGAAGGACAAACUUUGCAUAGCAUUUUUGUUCUCUGAGGUUUUACAACAUCAUUGUCAUCUCUCAGACCAUCUGUCCAUCUUUAUCUUGAACAUGAUACAGCACUCCUUUUCCUUUGUUCUGUCAUUUUGUGUGUCUUGACGUAUUUAUUUAUUAAUGUGGAUAGUCUUCAUUCAGUUGGUCACUGCAAUAAAUGACCUUCCAUGAGGAUCUGUUGAACAGAGAUCUGGGUAAUGAUGUUACUUAGGAAAAGGGUCAACAUGCCCUUAAACCCUCAUAAUUGAUGACAAUUGCUGUGAAUUUACGUGCUAUUAGUCCUGGAGAGUGGCCAUUGGAGACUUGCAUAAACAUCGGCGCAGCAUCCAAAGGCUAAAAUGAAGACAUGUCUUUCUUCUAAGCUUAUCUCAUCUUGCCAUAAUUGCUCUGUUUAGUACUAGUAUUUUUAACGCUCCAAAAGAUUGUGAAUCUGUGAUUUUAUUUUUAUUUUUCUCCAUUCUAGCUGAAUCCACACAGCCCUGGUCAGUGCCUUACAUCGAACAGUGGAUUCACAGUUUAAAUUUGCGUUCCUUUCUUUUUUUUUAAUGGCUUUCAGUUCGCAAGGUUAUGUGGCCAUUUAACUUAUUUUGUUGUCCUUUUAUUAGUCACAGCAUUGCUGAGAAAAAAAAACAUGCAAGUUGCACCUGUCGAAUCUAAAGUCAGACCAAAACCAAGAAACCCGCUUAAAAAAAUAAAAAUAAAACAAAGACACCCACUGCAUGGGGUUAGACUUAAGUCUAUAUUUUUACUAAUAGUAAAAUUGUAAUAUUUAACAUUUAUUGCCAAUUAACAAGUAAAGGUAUUCCAUUGAUUUGCUGUUGUCCAAUGUUUCCCAAAGGAGGAAUUUUCUUCAAUGAAAAUGUUGCUGUGAUCUACAAAGAAUUCGAAAGGCUGUUGUGAACUUUUUAACAAAUACUGGAACUAAGUUGAGCCAUUUUAGCUUACCUCAGUGUUUAUGUAAAUCUUUGGUUCCAAGAGUUUUCUUGCUUUCUCAUUCUGUUGUUAAUUGCAUUUUCCUUAUGCACACCAAGUUGUGUUGUGUUAUCCUGUGAAAUGUGUUUUGAGUCUUCUGUUUAUUUUUUGGGGCGGGGGUCUCUUGUACAAUACAGUAAUUGAGGCUAUUAGUUACCGAUAUGAAUACACUGUCCACACAUAGGCAGCUGUUUCGUGCCUCAUUUAGCGCAUUCUGCACCUCAUCAUGGAGACCUCCCUCAGAAAACAAGUCUUUCAUGUUUUACAAGAUUGAUUUCUCAGAGAAGAUAACAAUUUACAACUAGAUAUAAUUUGAAGAGCUUGAGUUAGCUAUCGGCAUCAAGUUCCUGAGGACAUGUAUGCUGCUUUAUUGAAUAACUAAAUAAAUUCCUUUGUUUUGCAAACUGUCGGCACAACAGUAGUUUCAUGUUUUCCAUGCACAUGUAAUUCUGAUUUGAUAUAAAUGACAAUGCCCUAAAUGAAGUUGACAGCACUUACCCAAAACCAUUCAUUUUUGAUAUUCUGUACAAUGAUAAGUUAUUGAUUCUUCAACCAUCA